Molecule: messenger RNA, 1896 nt
Organism: Yamadazyma jaroonii
Lineage: Eukaryota; Fungi; Ascomycota; Pichiomycetes; Serinales; Debaryomycetaceae
Source: the annotation of a GenBank genome assembly
AUGGGGAAGUUAAAAAGGAACAGAAGAAAUAAGACAGCUAGACAUAAUCCUGUUUCAAAGGAUGGGAAUGAUUCAAAGCAACAAGAUAAAGAUUCUAACUUAAGAAAAUCCAAGAUUGUACCAUUAAUUGAAAAGUUGACCUCAUCGAGUCCUAAUGAUAGAUCUAUGGCUUUAGGUGCCAUUACUGUACUUGCAGAAGAUGACAGAAUGAGACAAUUAAUGCUCAAGGAGAAGUUAGUACCUGUAGUGAUGGAACAAUGUUUAAAUGAUAAUAAUGAUGAAAUCAUAGUUGAAGCUUAUGGGUUAUUGAGAAAUAUUGGUAUCGAUGAGGGAUAUGAUAUCGUUAAAUAUUAUUGGAGAUCUAAUAUUUGGACUUCAAUCAACUCAGCCUUAGCUAAAAUAGAAAAGUCCUUUGAAUUCAUACAGAAAAAUCCUACCCCUAAAGAAGUCAGUAAGAAGAAAAGAGAAGAUGAAAAGUCCAAACAACAAUUAUUAUUCGAUUUCACUGAACAUGUGAUUUCAUUGAUUGUGGUGAUUGCCAGUGGAUCGAAUGAUUUAUAUGAUUCAGUGUUCGAAAAAAUUGACCCUGUAUUGAAAUUUAUUGUCAAUUUGAUCAAUUUCAAUAUCGAAACCGGUAUGUUAUCUGAUAAAUUAUUCAAUGCGUUAUUAGACUUCAUUUAUGAAUUCUCCAAUGAAUCCAAUGAAUUCAUCAAGAAGUUAGCAGACUUCAAUUUGAAUCUUGAUCAAUUAUAUAACUACUUGAACCCUUCAGCCAAUAUUUUAGGUAAGAGUUAUUUACAAGGUAUCAAAUUCAAUGUGAAUGAAGUUUUGGAUCUUAACAAUGACAAGAACGAUAUUAGUUUACAAAUAUUGACUUCAUUAUUCGAAAACUUAGGUGGGGUAGAUUUACAACAGAUCAAGAAAGCUUUAGUUAUCGAUAAUGCCAAUGAUCCUAUUAGUAAUGGAGAUAAGAACGAACAACUUAACGAUCAAGUCACAGGUAUCAGUGAAGAUAAACAAAAGGCUCAAAUGAAUUUACAAACAUUAGAAGUUGUUAUUGAUAUCACCACCAGUGUUUGGGAAUUCCUUGCCAUCAACGAAAAUUUCAAUGAACCUACUAGCUUGAAACCUGAAGUAUUACAAUUGAUAUUCAAAACCAUUUUACCAGCAAUUGUUGAAUUGAUGGAAUUUGAUACACAAAACAAUAAUAUCUUAUUGUUAACUGAUAAAUUGAUAGUUUGUUUAAACAAUUUAGCAUGGUUAAUCAAUUCUCUUGAAGAAAUACCUGUUGAAUGGUACGAUGCUAGUCUUAAGAUCUGGGAUUUAACUAUUUCAGUUUCUAAUGAUACCAACAAGAAAGAUUGUCUUAACUUAUUAUGGGCCAUAGUGAAGAGUUUAGGACCAGAAAUAAUCUCCAAGAUCAAUAUUGAAAUGAUUCAACAAUUGAUACAUCAAGGAGAUGAAUACUUGAAAGAAAUCAAUGAUAAGAACAUUGACGAAUAUCAUAUUGAAACAUUGACCUCCUUAAUUGGGUUCACUGGUAAUAUUGCCAUUAUAAUUAAUAAUACCGAAAUAACUUUUGAAAUAUCGGAAUUUUUAAUGAAAACUAUCGAACUUCUUUUAUCCAAUCACCAACAAAAUCCUAAGAUUAUCGAUGUUUUGAUCGAAACCAUAAAUAUCAUUUUCGAUAUUUUCGGAGAUGCUUCUUUCCCUUAUGAUUUUGAUAUUUACGUCACUAAAAAUUAUAAUGAGAGGUUACAAACUUUCAAUGCUGCAUUCAAAGAUAUUUAUAAAAAGAUUGAUAAAAACAAAUAUGGUGAUUUGAAGAUCAGAGGUGAGGAAACGUGGAAUAAUUUGGGUAGGUUUAUUGAUUAUAAGAGGAAAGAAAGAUCAUAG